UCUAACAGUGGGAGCAGAUUAGAAGCAAUACUGUCGCUUUAGAGCCAUUAGCGAGUCGUGUAAACACGUCCGGAAGUCUCCUUCCCUCGAGACAAGAUGUCGACCUAAGGGAUCCGAUUUCGAAUACCCCCAGGAGUUACCGAAGAAGCUCGACUAGGCAGCCGCCAAACUUAAUCGACUCCGAGAUUCCCACAUACGCCCAGCCUAACCCCUUGGCGGUGACUAGAACAAGCAAGACUUUCAUUCCGCCAUCAAGGGAUGAAGUCCAUAAUAACUUCAUUGCGAAAAAGGCAGAAGAGCCAUCAGAUUCAAAGAUGCUCUCUUCGAGUCCCCUUUCAGGUCAUGUCUCUACUUUCGAGAUCAAAACCGAACUGAGCAAUCUCGCAUGCGCUCUUCCUGAGCAAAAGCCACAAGCUCUUGAUCGUGGACACGCAACUUCCAACGUAAAACGAUUUGAAAAUCCGACAUCCUAUGCCAAGAAUAGUCAAAAAGAGACAUCUAGGCUUGGAUUCAUUUUCACCGGACGGUGUUCGGGAUGGUUAACGAUAGGGAAAGACCUUCUUGAGAGGUUCCCCAUUGCUGUCCAACAAGUGAAAUACCUGGAUGGAGUGCUACGGGACCGUCAUGACCCUCCUACUUGGAGUUUAUAUGGUGAGCUAAAGUACCUAAGGAAUUUUUUAUGUAUAUAUUUGCUAACUGUUUGGGUGGCGAAUAGACGAACUCAACAGAACACAGAGUCCUGAACACCUGCAAUCGCCAGAAGUUUCCGAGUGCCUCGUGACUGCUCUACAACUUGCAGUUCUCGCGAUACUUAAGGCUUCGAAUAUAGAAUGUCGGGCUACUGUUGGUCAUUCCACCGGAGAAGUCGCUGCAGCCGUAGCCGCUGGAUAUCUUACACCUGAACAGGCGGUUAAGAUCGCAUACUAUCGAGGCAAAGCAAUAUCCGAGGCCGAGCGCUGCAGUCCGAUAGGUAUGAUGACUGUUGGAAUCAGUUCCAGGGACAUCUUCCCGUAUAUAAAAGGAACGACAGUCGAAAUCGCCUCUUACAACAGCCCGGAGAGCCUCACCCUGUCCGGAAACGUACCUGAACUCACACAGGUACGGCGCGAUAUCAAGUGUGACGGCUACUCUGCUCAGCCCCUCCAAACAGACGAGACAUACCACUCGCGAUGCAUGACUGACGUCGGAGUCAAGUAUAUGGACUACUUGGACAGAUACGUCGAAUGGCCAAUGAACGAACAGCGAGCAGCCAUGUACUCCACUGUUGUGAAUAAGCGCAUAAUAAACCCUUUACGGUCUUCGUACUGGGUGAAGAAUAUGAGGUGUCCUGCUUUAUUUCACCAGGCACUACGGCAAAUGAUUAAAGAGGAAGCUGUGGACUAUCUCGUUGAGAUCGGUC
This is a messenger RNA of Hypoxylon trugodes, 1399 nucleotides long. RefSeq lists its product as uncharacterized. The transcript has a single exon. NCBI's taxonomy places the organism in Eukaryota, Fungi, Ascomycota, Sordariomycetes, Xylariales, Hypoxylaceae. Gene Ontology annotation, molecular function: transferase activity. The record is from RefSeq and is a predicted model, not a curated record. The coding region runs from base 315 to 743 and encodes 142 amino acids.